This is a messenger RNA of Drosophila rhopaloa, 708 nucleotides long. It is a transcript of the gene bou, whose product is annotated as U-scoloptoxin(05)-Sm1a. The record is from RefSeq and is a predicted model, not a curated record. Bases 86 to 529 code for a protein of 147 amino acids. The transcript has a single exon. Gene Ontology annotation, biological process: sleep; regulation of synaptic transmission, cholinergic; positive regulation of voltage-gated potassium channel activity. NCBI's taxonomy places the organism in Eukaryota, Metazoa, Arthropoda, Insecta, Diptera, Drosophilidae.
UUUCAGUUCCAGUAUAAACUUGGCAUUUGCUGACGACGCUGACUUGACUGCUUGUUUUGCCUCGAAAUAUUGGUGUGACGUAACCAUGUGGCACGCCCACUACGGAUGGCUUGUAAGCCUGGCUUUCAGCGUUAUCUUCCUGAUGAGCCUGCAGGUGCUAACGGUAUCUGGGAUCGAGUGCUACGUCUGCGACACGAGCGAUACGGAGCAUCCGUUCCAGUGUGGCGAGUGGUUCGAGCGGUACGACGAGCCCGACAUCCAGCCCCAAAACUGUUCCAGUGUCCAUGGGGCGCAGUUCUGUGUGAAGCACGUGGGACGCUUUGAGGGCGGAAUCGGCGCGAAACGAUUCUGCAGCUCCAAGGACAUGGGAAACUAUUGUGACUAUGUGCGAAAUAAGGGCGAUCGCAUGGACUAUCGCAGUUGUAUUUACACUUGUGAUACCGACGGUUGCAAUGCCGCUGGAAGGCUGGAACUGGAAUGGGGUGUGGCAGCGGCCCUACUAACACUCACCUGGCUCUUACGAUGCUGACAGACGAGAGAGAAUUAAAGCCGCAUCUCAACUUUAUUUUUUUUGUUAAUUGUAAGAUGUAACAAAGUAACUGAAUCACAAACACACACUGUAGUAUAGAGAUAAUUAAAGAACACAAAACCAAAACCAAAAAAUUAUAAACAAAAAUCGAGAAAAAACAAUGUUUUUGUAUUCACGGG